GGGGAGGACAGCAGCAAGCGCAAUGACUACUCUACUAGACCAAGCAACACCAAAUCUUCGGGAGGCUGUUCCCCGGCUUCUUGUAGUAGCUCUUUCGACGCCUGCAGAUUCAGAAUUGAGUGACUCUGCAUCAGUUGAGGACGAUGGACUAUCUGACUACUCCAAACGACAGGUUGUGGUGCUCAUGAUUGUUUUGUUGGUGAGCUAUGGAUCAAUGUCGUUGCUGUCUGCGGCGCUGAUCGCCUACAUGCGUCAUAACCGCCACGUCGCGCUCAAGGGUGACUCUGAAGCUUCGCGGAAAACGUUGCUACCUGCAUUUGAGCCGCUGCUGUGGAUUUUGUGUGCUGCGACGGGUACUUACGCCCUGUACUUCAUGAUCGCGCUAAUCGCAAGAUUCUACGCUCCGAGUUAUGGUAACGUUGCAACUGAGGCACAAAGCGCUGGACGCCACUUUGUGAUGGAGCUGGCGCUAGUUUUCAUGCUACAGAAGAGCGUCUCGAUGCCAGCGUUAAUGCGAUCGCUUACCAUCACGAUCGUUCUCGCGUGUUACGCGUUGCCAUUCGUCUGGUUCACUACAAUUAACGGCCAAAACGAGAACUCGACCUCAAACUUUUGGAUUGUGGCCAUAGCUCGCUUCCUUAUCUUCCCACUGUACGUUUACGUGAUUGUUCGUCCACCAGCGCGCGCCAGUAAGCGUACUCUGCGCGAGUACUGUGUCUUUGGCAUUGUUUAUCAAAUUCUCGAGUUCGCUUACCACACCGCGUUCAACAGCAAGAACUUGCACCUAGGCUACGUGUUGAUUUACAUUCACGUUUUGUGGGGAUCUCUUUGCCCAUUAUUCGUGUGGCGUUUGCUAAAGGCUGACACGGAGCACUGGCGAGGCCUCGGCCAGCGAGCAGUUGGCCUCCAAGCACUUUUCCGCAAGGGAAACAUUCACGAGCGAGUGUCAUCGCAAGGCCUUCAUGUGCUGAUUGAGAUGCACCGGAAGUAUAUUAUCGACUUCUCCGUUCUCCACAUCAAGCAGCGUAUCGGUGUCGGCUCCACUGCUGUGGUUUAUAAUGGAUUCUUGCACCCGAAGACUCCGGUUGCGAUCAAAGUGUACACGCCCAGCAGCGUGACUGAAGACACUGUUGCCGAGUUCUCCCACGAAGCUGCUCUUUGCGGUGCACUCAACCACCCGAAUAUUGUCAAGUUCUACGGAAUGUGUGUUUCACCUCCGACGAUCUGUUUGGUGUCUGAACUUUGCGUGGGGAGUCUCGAUGUGGUUGCGCAGGCGAUGGCACGUCGACAGCAACAACCUCGACGUCAACAGUUUCUACUGAACUUGGGCUAUAUGUUGGAUGCUGCUCGAGCGGUGGCGUAUCUCCAUAGCUUCUCUCCGGCUUUCGUGCAUCGCGAUAUCAAGCCAAGCAACUUUCUUGUUGAUGUCGAAGGCAAUGUCAAGCUCACAGACUUCGGCGAGUCCCGCAGUCUACCCAAAGCCAAUAUCUCGUGGGAGGUGAGUAACCUAAACGACACCAAGAGCACGGCUGUUGUUACUUCAUCGGCAUCAGCGGCAGGCGCUACUGCUGCUACGAGCAGUGGGUCGAAUGAUGUAGAGCAUUAUCAAGAGUACCCGGAGUCUACUUCGAAUGCAGAUUCCAGCGUACAUGGUGGCAGGGGGAUCCCAUUGACACCCCCUGGCACCCCUGAAGAAAGAUCGAGGACGAUACCAAUACUACCCCCUCCAGCGCGCAAGGCAGCUCCAGAAAUGACUGUCAAAGGAACCGUCGAUUAUAUGGCUCCAGAGAUCAUCAAUGGACGAGCAGGAGUAGCUUCAUACGGUGAGUCUGCUGAUGUCUACUCACUGGCGAUCACGAUGUGGGAUAUCCUCAAUCCGGGCGCUGAAAAGUACCCUGGCACGAACAACAACCACCUGCGUGUCCUCGAAUCCGUAAUGGCCGGUGCCAGGCCUGAGCUCGACAGCCAACUGCAUGCUGGUCUGGCAGAGCUCAUUACGAGCUCUUGGCACGUGGAAGCUCGUCUGCGUCCAUCAGCUCAGAAGAUCGUAGUUGCUCUUGAACGGAUUCAAGAAGAGGUUUGCUCGGUCUUUGCACUCGAGAUGUGCGAGGAAAUGGAGAGUGAUUCGAUCAUGAUGAAGAGUGGCGGCAAUGGGGCCAACGCCAAGAGCUUCACCGGUGAGCAAGCGGCGAGGAAAAUGCAAGAUAUUGAAGCGGUUGCAACAGUGGGUGAAGCCACCCGACUUGGCAGUAUGUUCAUGAACGCCGGCUUCAUGCACCACAUCAAGCACUCGCAACCUUUUAAAAGCAGCAGCGACGACAUGUUCUACUUCGACGAAGACAACAUUAACAUCUGCCAGCCAUUCGUCGUUCUCGACGGCCACACAAGUAGAGGCGGCACUGGAGGCAGCGCAGCACGUCGUCCGGGCUCAACACUAGGAGCUCCGCUGCCAUCGCAGCUUGUGCAGUCUCCCGGGUGGUUCAAGAGUCUACAACGUCAGCAUCAACCAUCGGACCCAACACCUCCACUGCUGACAACUGCAGCUUUAAGUACGGGCAAAGACUCCAAGAGCUCCGAAUGGGACGCUAACACCACGUCAGACUCGCCCCUGAAUGACAGUGACGUCGCGUUUGUAGAGGCUGCUAGCAACGGAACCACAGAGACGGAGGAAUGUGCCUGCCGGAAGCUAGGAGAGCGGCCCAACACCCGCAAACCAGCUCGCCACCGCUUCCGUCGCAAGUACCGCGCAAUCCCGGAAGACAACAUCCUGACUGCCAAUUUGUUGCAGGAGGAGGAUCUCACGUCAACGCAGGACCGACACCUCCUGGACGAGUUCGACGCAGGGCCGGCAACCAUCCUGCUUGGUACCCAAUAAGUGAGUAGGUUUUGUAUUGUUUGUGGCGGGAAACUAGUAGUAUUUCCCGCCAAUACAUGUGAUUGGUUGAAUAUAUGUACAAGAAAUCUUUUAUUGGCU
This is a messenger RNA of Phytophthora nicotianae INRA-310, 2974 nucleotides long. Its product is annotated as TKL/DRK protein kinase. Gene Ontology annotation, biological process: protein phosphorylation. Bases 23 to 2875 code for a protein of 950 amino acids. The record is from RefSeq and is a predicted model, not a curated record. Gene Ontology annotation, molecular function: ATP binding; protein kinase activity. Lineage: Eukaryota; Oomycota; Peronosporomycetes; Peronosporales; Peronosporaceae. The transcript has a single exon.